This is a messenger RNA of Entamoeba invadens IP1, 1119 nucleotides long. RefSeq lists its product as hypothetical. The record is from RefSeq and is a predicted model, not a curated record. The coding region runs from base 1 to 1119 and encodes 372 amino acids. The transcript has a single exon. NCBI's taxonomy places the organism in Eukaryota, Evosea, Mastigamoebida, Endamoebidae.
AUGGCAACAACAUUUAGAAAGGAAGACUUAGACUUAGUGGAGAGUCUUAGUAUCAAGUGUAAAGAAGUCUUUAAAUCGUUAAACGCUCGAAACGAGUUACAAACAUUUACCACAAAAAUCAAAGAAAUGAGUUCAAUGGAGUUUUUAGAAAAGAUAACACUUCUUGAGAAUUUGUAUGACACAAAAGAAAAGUCUUUCAAAACUACUGAAAAAUUGGUCUUGCAAAUUAAGGAAAUACUUGACGUUGUUAUUCAAAUACAAGACAAUGAGAAACUUAUCUGCCUGUCUGUAUCAAAAGAAAUAGAUAGACUGGUAGAGCAACAAAAACAAGAACUUCAAUACGAAUGUGAUAAGCAAAAAAUCGAGUUAGACAAGCACAAGAAAACAAUUUCUAAAAUUUCUAAAAUUGAAACAAUCAAUUCGUGUGUUUCAACUGUUUUGCCUCAACAACAAGUCGAGACAACGAUUGUUAAAAACGAAACAGUUGUCAAAGAGAAACUAAACGAAACACUACCUUCACCAUUUUCACAGCAAUGGCUUUGCAAUCUAUCAUCACAGAAGUAUACAGUCGAUUAUACUCAAGAUCUCUUAUUUAACAAGGUCAAAACAUUCUUUACGUUAUCACAGAACGUUGAACUUAGAAGUGACAAAAUCAUUUUUGAUACCGACUGCGAACAAAUGGGUGUCACUUCUUCUUUUAUCCCAAAAAUGGUUGACAAACACCGUAUUGCAAUUGUGUGUGCCUUUUGUCCCGACAGAUUCUUUGGCUUUACUUUUAAUGACACCAUCACCGACCACAAAGUCGACACCCUCCCAAACACAACUGCCUUUGUUAUUCGAAAUGGAAACUUUAAAACAUAUACCACAAAUCAAGACGCAAAGUGUGGUAUACACAUAUAUGACGGGACUGAAUUUAAUGGGUGUUGUGAGUAUAUUUGUGACGUCGGAAACGUCGACGCAAAAACUUACAUUCGAAUCGCACUCCCUUUUUUUAAUAAAACCGUCUCGGUCAAUAUGAGCAAAGUGUUUGGUGGACUCGGAGAAACAGAACUCACUGGGGUUAAUGGUGAAACCAAUCAUGUGGAGCUUGCGAGAUUCAUGCUAAUAGAGUUAGAGUGA